CCAACUUGUUUGCCCUAGUUCAGAGUUUUCAAAGUUGAGGGUUAGGGUUCUCUUCAAUUCAAAACCACAAAACCACAAGGCUUUCUCUCAUUUCUGCAAUUCCUUUCUGAAAUUAGUCGAGGGGAAAAGAUUGUGGGUGUUUGUGAGUUUAUUCGCAUGGAAUCUUCCUCUAAUUCUGGAGCUGGACCUGGUCGAGCCUCUGCUGGUGCAAGUGAUGGUGCAAUGGCGAGAACAGUUGUGAGGGAUGUUGGGUUGGUUGAGCACAACUAUGAAAUUCAUUACCACCUAAUAUAUAAUGGGAUGCCUCCAAGACCGGCAGAGUUAAGAGCAAGGCGUGCUCUGCACUUCGGGAGUAAAACACAGAGAGAGAAAGAGAGAGGGAAAGGCGCUCAGCUCUCUUCUUAGUUGUUAUUUGCGAUUUAGUCAUAGGAGAUUGGUUCCUUUCUGGGUAUUCUGGCAUUUGGUUUCGUUUGAAUUAGAGGAGGAAAGUUGUUUAAGAGAGGAAAGGAAGGAAGGAAGGAAAGAAGGAAGGAAAGAAGGAAGGAAGAAGAACCAGCGGCGAAAACAGAGAUGGAGUUGUGCAAUUCUUAUGAUGAAUAUGAGAAGCUCGUUAUAAAGAUGAGCACUCCUAUGUUUGUUCUCCCUUCUCCCUCAAAUCCUUUUUGCGAUUUUCAGUACUGCUCUUUCAACCAAACAUGUAUCAGUUUGUUUUUGUUCUUCAUGUGUUGUUACCUUGUUGAUUUUGUUCAUUAUUUCCAGUUUUUCUGGGUUUGUGUUUUCCCCUUGAUCCUUCUUCCUUGUGGUUUGUUUUAAUUUUUUAAGGUUUUUGUCUGUAAUUUUGGGAUUUUAAUGUAAGCAAACGUGUUGUUUAAUUCUUUCAAUGUUGGGAUCAUAGCAGUUAAAUUCAUCGAUUUCUCCAUGAUCUCUUCCCUUUUUGUAUUUUUUAAGGAAUUUUUGAAUUUAAGCACUGAGAGAAAGAAUCAGAUCUCCUCAUAUUAACUACUGUAAUAGAUUUUUUCUGUCCAUUAAAUCAACUUUUUUUGUUUAUCUUAAGCAUUUUAGUUAACUGGAACGAAUUCGAUUUGAAUUUUCUAGGAUAAUCGCCGACAUUAAAUUAAAUAUACUGAAUAUCCGUUUUUUAAAAAUAUUUUUUUGACCUUUCUUAAAUUUCCUUCAUAUAUUUUUUUUAAAUUUUGAUUUUCCGUAACUUUUGAACGAUUUCUUCCCCAUUUUAGGUGCGUUUGAAUUGUACUAGAUUUUAGAAAUUUCUCCAUUGCCUAUUUUCAAAAAAAAAAAAAAGUUUAGAAAUUUCUCUUGAAUUGACUCUUUACUGCUACAUUUUCCUGCAGAGUCGCGAUCGAGAAUGGCGUUUGCGCCACUGCAACAAUUGUCAAGGUUAGCUUCC
Rubroshorea leprosula is the source of this 1405-nucleotide messenger RNA. The record is from the annotation of a GenBank genome assembly. NCBI's taxonomy places the organism in Eukaryota, Viridiplantae, Streptophyta, Magnoliopsida, Malvales, Dipterocarpaceae.